GUAGUUCAUCGUGUGCAUGGAUGAUCGUGUGCGUUUCGUGUGCAUGCUCGAGCAUUGGCGUCGUUCGUAUCUCGGAUGAAAACCCGCAGACAGGAGUUGACAGCUUGCGUAUUGCAAAGCUAAGAACGUGCGGCUCGGUGCUGGACCGAAACAUGACGGACAUUUCGACGCCCCGAGCCACAGCGCUCUUCGAUCGCAGCAUUUACUAGCUGUAGACGGGCGCACAGAAGUGGCCACGCGUCUGAGCCCGUCGUGAGAGCCGAAAGCAUCAAUCAUGAAGAGCCGCUUCAGCACCGUCGACAUCCUCGCGAUGGUCGCCGAGCUGCAGAAGAGCGUCGUCGGCAUGCGCGUCGUGCAGGUGUACGACGUGGACACCAAAACGUACUUGUUCAAGCUGAGCCGGCAGGAGGAGAAGGCCGUCCUGCUCAUCGAGUCCGGCGUGCGGCUGCACACCACCGAGUUCGCGUGGCCCAAGAACCAGAGCCCGUCGGGCUUCGCCAUGAAGCUGAGGAAGCACCUGAAGAACAAGCGCAUCGAGCGGCUGGCGCAGCUGGGCGCCGACCGCGUCGUCGACCUGCAGUUCGGCACGGGCGAAGCGGCCUACCACGUCAUCCUCGAGCUGUACGACCGGGGCAACGUGGUGCUCACCGACGGCGACUACCUCAUCCUCAACAUCCUGAGGCCCCGAGCGAUGGGCAAGGACGAAGAUGUGAAGCUCGUGGUUCGCGAGAAGUACCCCGUGCAGAGUGCGCUCGCCGAGCCGCCGUCGCUCGACGCCCAGCAGCUGUCCGAGGUGCUGGCGCAGGCGGCACAGGGCGACACGCUCCGCAAACUCCUCACGCCAAGGACUCUGUAUGGUCCAGCCCUUCUUGAGCAUGUGUUAUUGGGCCAUGGUCUCUCAGCCGGAGCCAAGAUCAGCACACUUCCAGCUGAAGGACUUACCGAAAAAGUCUUGGAAUGCUUGCACGAUGCAGACACCAUCAUGGCUCGUGCCAAGACUGAGUCGUGUCAAGGUUACAUCGUCCAGCGGAUCGAGAAACGCAUUCAGCCAGCCGAAGAUGGAAGCACCGAAAUCGCAACUUACCAGGAGUUCCACCCGUUCCUCUGGCACCAGCACAGCUCUGGAACGGGUGCCAUUUCUACGAUUGAGCUUCCAUCAUUCAGUGCCGCGGUCGAUCAGUUCUUCUCGAGUGUUGAAAUGCAGAAGAUCACCCUACGUGCCCACCAACGUGAGAAAGAGGCACUCAAGAAAUUGGAGAACAUCCGCACAGACCACGAGAAAAGAAUUCAGGCUCUUCAAGAGGUGCAACAAGCAGACGUUCGGAAAGCCGAGCUGAUUGAAAUGAAUCUUGAUUUAGUGGAACGUGCCCUGUGUGUUGUCCGCAGCGCUCUUGCCAACCAGAUUGGCUGGGCUGAGAUUACAGAGCUGCUCAAAGAAGCCCAAGAGCAAGGUGACCCCAUGGCUCGUUCCAUCCGCAAGCUCAAGCUCGAGACAAAUCAUUUUGAGAUGCUCCUGAAAGACCCAUAUGACGAAGGAGAGGAAGCCCUUGUCGACAUUGACAUAGACCUCUCUGCAUAUGCUAACGCGCGCAAGUACUAUGACCAGAAAAAGCAUGCAGCGGGCAAGCAACAGAAGACAAUAGAGUCGUCUGCAAAGGCGUACAAGUCGGCGGAAAAGAAGACGCGUGAGGCACUCAAGCAAGUAGCGCUGACCACCAACAUUGCUAAAGCGCGAAAGGCAUUCUGGUUUGAAAAGUUCUUCUGGUUCAUCAGCUCGGAGGACUACUUGGUCGUGGGAGGUCGUGAUGCGCAGCAGAAUGAGGCUAUCGUGAAGAAGUACUUGCGGCCUGGCGACGUUUACGUGCACGCGGACCUCCACGGUGCUAGCAGCAUCGUCAUCAAAAACCCAUCGGGAGCACCCGUACCACCUAAGACCUUGAACGAGGCUGGAACCAUGGCCAUCUGCUACAGUGCGGCCUGGGACGCCAAAGUUGUGACCAGUGCCUGGUGGGUGCAUCACCACCAGGUUUCUAAGACAGCACCGACAGGACAGUACCUCACUCCGGGGGCCUUCAUGAUUCGUGGCAAGAAAAACUACCUGCCCCCUUCCUAUCUCAUUAUGGGCUUUGGCUUUCUGUACAAGCUGGAUGACGAGAGCAUUGAGAGGCACCGGGGAGAGCGCAAAGUGCGUGUGGCCGAGGAUGAAACGGAGGCCAGCACGGAGCCGCCGGAAGAAGGACCAGAGUUAGAAAUGUCUGACGAGUCCGACUCCGAGAAGGGUAGCGCCAAGGGCGACGGUGAUGCGGACAGUACGAAAGCUGAUGCCGAGCUGUUCCCCGACACGGUUGUGAAGCUUCCUCACGAGCUAGAGACAGCAAUGACGGAGCAUGACGAUCAUGACGCAGCGGAAGAGAUUGUUUAUUCGCAGCCGACAAGAGGGCCGCAGGUCAGCCGCAAGCCACCACCAGCCAAGCCAAAGCCUCAGCCACCUCCGCAAGAAGUGCCGGCUGGUGCGAACGCUGAAAAGGCAAAUAAGCCUAAGAGAGGGACACACGGUAAGUUGAAGAAGAUCAAGGAAAAGUACAAGGACCAAGACGAAGACGAGCGUCGUCUACGCAUGGAGAUUCUUGCAUCAGCUGGUGUGCCUAAAGAGACGAAGAGUCGCAAGCAGAAAAAAGGCAAGAAGGAUGCUGGGCAGGUAGUCACUAGCAAAGGAAAGCAGCUACAGCCAAAAGCACAACAUAAGCCAUUGGCAAAGCCAGAGCAACCAGCUGGUACGGUAGAUACGAAUGAUGCUGACAAGCCAGCAGCAGAAAAUGCAGUUGAACAAGGAUCAAAGCAGGAAGAUGUAAAAGAGAAAGCAAGCCAGAAAGAGGGCAGCAACAAGGCUGCAGUGCCAGUAGAAGACGACGACCUGCAGGCUGAUCCAGAAGAGGACGAAGAUGAAGGCAGUGUUGGCGAUGAGCAGCAGAGGCUUCUGGCUUCACUCACAGGUUGCCCAGUGGCUGAAGAUGGUCUCUUGUUCGCUGUGCCUGUGUGUGCCCCCUAUGCGGCCAUCCAGAACUACAAGCACAAGGUGAAAGUAACGCCCGGCACUGGGCGGAGGGGAAAGGCGGCCAAGACGGCACUGUCGGUCUUCCUGCUGGACAAGAACACCAGUCCACGGGAACGGGACCUUCUGCGUGUGACCAAGGACCAAGACAUCUCUCGAAACAUACCUGGCAAAGUCAAACUCUCAGCGCCACACUUGCAGAAACGAAAGUGAGAUGCAUUGCUUCAGCUGCAGCAGUGCUUGACAGAGUUACUUGUGUACAGAGGUGAAAGUGUAAUGGAAACGUUUUCUCUUUUUGAAGCAUGAUGUUUUGAAUGAUUGUGCAUUGUUAGAGUGAUGUAUGGAGUGGAACACUAGGAUUGAACAGUGACUGAGUGUUCAGAAUAAACAUGUUAGGUUAAACCA
Messenger RNA from Rhipicephalus sanguineus (brown dog tick), 3457 nucleotides. RefSeq names its product ribosome quality control complex subunit NEMF (gene Clbn). The coding region runs from base 275 to 3265 and encodes 996 amino acids. Gene Ontology annotation, cellular component: RQC complex. The record is from RefSeq and is a predicted model, not a curated record. The transcript is spliced from 2 exons. NCBI's taxonomy places the organism in Eukaryota, Metazoa, Arthropoda, Arachnida, Ixodida, Ixodidae. Gene Ontology annotation, biological process: ribosome-associated ubiquitin-dependent protein catabolic process; rescue of stalled cytosolic ribosome. Gene Ontology annotation, molecular function: tRNA binding; ribosomal large subunit binding.